UCGAUCGUUUCGAGUCUGUCCAAGCAAGUCGAUGAAAACAUUCAGCGGAUCAUCGGCUCACUGUACGUUGGUUACUACACGAGUUGCGCCGUGAAACUUAAAAAUUCCGUUCGUCGAAAGGUCGACAGAAGCGUUUAAAGUUUCGUUUCACCGAUUUCGUUGUCCUCGUGAUCGAUGAAAUUGUGAUUGUUGCGUUUCAUGAAUGCAAACAAGAGUAAAAAAGAAAUUUUGCAAUUAAUCGUUUGAACAGAAAGAUUGAUUCGACAGAUUGAGAGAUGAGUGUCACUUGUAUUAUCAAUUUCAUUAGAAAUAUGGAAGACAAUAAGAUAACAGGCAAGAUCGUUUUAAUUGUAUAAUGGCUCGUUUUUAUUACCAAUGCAAUUUUGACUUAAAAAACGAGAGUGAAUACGAUAAUGCUGUAUUAAAACCAUUCGUUUGUCCUCCGGACAAAUAUUGUCCUUAUUGUUGUUGCAAUUGGCAGUGUUGUCUUGUGGUACAGAAACGUCCACCACGACAAAUCUGGGAGACCUGGUACUUUUGGUUGGGCGUUACAUUAUUGGCUGUUUUUAUCCUAAUUUCGGUGUGCAGCUACGUAGUCAGUAAUUAUAGGCAUAACGUUCAAGGUGUGCCGUUCCGACAUAAUGCACGCAUUAAUGAUAACGGACGAAACCAUCGAGCAAAUCGUUCUAGACCAACACAGAACGAGGUGUCUAUAAGUAUAAUUCCUACAUCUGGACUGCUACCGGGUCAUAAAAAAAUGGUCAUGAUUUCUACACAGAAUAAUAUCGCUCAUUUGAGUAAGUCCAUUUCAUUGCAAGACGCAUUAAAAAUAUUAUCAACAUCUGUUAGACAUUGUCCAUUAUUCAUCAAAUCAAUUCAAAUGCAUUCGAAUUAAAUGCGAACAAAGAUGACCAUAUAUCCUUGAAUCAAGGUCACGUCUUUUCGUUUUUUGCUAGUUCGUCGUCAGAUUUCGAUUAGUUGCUUCAAGUGCAUGUAUGUAUAUACUACUUUUAUUUUAAUUAUUACUACAUACAUACAUACAUACAUACAUACAUAUAUAUAUAUUUAUAUUCAUUAAUUUAUUGUUAUUUAACAGAUACUAUAAUUAUUUUAUAUAUGUUGCAGCUCCGAUCGUAGCCUAAAAUUAGAGCUUUCUUUUUUCUUUGGAAAAGUUCGGAAAGAAAGUGUUACGAUUGCGAAUAUUUUGUAUUAUGAAUGCACGGUUACUAUGACACCUCGAUGAACGUUUAUCGAUGAGAACGAAGGCAUGCAUUUUAUUGCUUUGACCGGGUGUACUUAUCGCAAGUGCAUUAUUUUGUAUGAUCUCGACAUAAUGGUAGUCGAUGGUUAAUGUUCAAUGAUUAUGAGGAAAGAUCUGCAGGGAGACUGGACGAACUCAAUUGAGCCUUUUAAUCUUGCUGAAAUGAUCCCAAGUCAAACGGCUUUCAAGUUAUAUAAAGAGUAUUCAGAGAGAGGAAAAGAUAGAGAUAAACGUUAUCGAUACGAGAUCGAUUCUUUGAUUUGGUGAUCAUAAAAAUCUAAAGAAAAGCAAAAUAAAAGGAACCCAGAAGGGAAUAAUGAAAGACAUCGUUUACAGACUGCUAUCGGAUUUGAAUAUCAAAUUGAUACUUGAAUAUUAGAUUUCUCGAGAGAUACUAAAAAAAGCUUAGCUCAAUCAUUUUCAAUCUCAUGUAAUCAAGAUUUCAAAUAUUUUUAUUUUCGUUGAGAAAGAGAGAGAGAGAGAGAGAGAAAUUUGAUUCACAAAUUUACAAAGCUAAUUUCAAAAACGAUGAAGUGAGAAAAUAGAGGAUUUUUUCUUUUUCGACGAUGUUAAAUAUUUAUUCAUUUUUAUUAAUCAGAAUGACAUAUGUAAUCACUUGUUAUGACAAACGUCAAAUUUAUUCGACGUAUCCGUUCUCUCUAUCUCUUCCUUUGUAUCAAACAGAGAAAGAGAGAGAGAAAGGGAAAGUAAGGAGUGAAAGAUAAAAAAGAAAAGAAAAUUCGAAGAGACUACGAUAUCGUGAUAUCGAAGAACAGACACCGGAUUUACUAAACGGCAAGGAGGAAAUUCCAUCGUCGAAGGAGCUGCCUUACCUUCGCUCUCGGUUGUUACUACUUCGAAACUCGUUUUCUUACGACGGAGGAUCGAGGAUGGGCGUUACUCCCAUUAACAAUUAAGAAGAAACGCUCAGUUCGCGGUUGAUGUAAUUCUCUCUCUCUCUCUCUUUUUCUCUCUUUUUCUCUCUUUUUUCAGUCUUUCACUCGGUACUCUUUUCAUCUCGAGAAGAGAAAGAGCACGGGAGCUAAUUAAAAAGGACAAUCGAGCGGCGAACCACAUACGUUCACUCUACGUUCUACCCCUCACUCUCCCUCUUCUCUUCUCGAGUCUUAUCCCUAUUGCAAAGACCCUUCGUUUCUCAAGAUCCUUACUCAUGAUAAAGGUAAAUCGCAGUAAUCUUCGAGAGAGAAAACGACGCAAGAGAGGCACUACUAUACCUAUACGUAAUAUCUAUAUAACGAAGCAAAGGUCAACGUUAUUCGAAUAAAUUUUGAUUUCAUAUCUUUAUCAUUAGAAAUUGACAAGAUGUAUAAUUAUCGGACAAGUAACAAGUUGGAUAUCAACGUCGAAACGAUAUAUGGAAAAAGAACUAUAAAAGAAUCUAUUAUGUUCUCUUUGAAGAAAACAUUUAUUAGAUCCUCGUAUCUCUUUCUUUCGACGUUAAAAAGGAUUGAUGUUAUAGAAAUUGUCACGAUGAUCCCUCAAAGAAAUUCUUACGAUGCUGUUUGGAAAGAGAGAGAGAGGAAGAGAAAGAGUAGAUCGCUAGCGACCUCGUUCGACUGUAACGAAGUGUCAUUCCGAUAACCCAAGCCGGCUUUUACUGUCUCUUGAUGCCGAUAAAGAAAUAUACAACAAACGGCCCCAUACAUUCUCUGUUUAAUGUUGCAUGCACGGUAAACCAAGCGAAGAAUCAAGCAACUACGUGCACCACGAAAGCCAAUGACUUGGCACAACUCGAGUCGAUCAUCGAACGAAUGUCAAUUAGGGAAUGAUCCAUCGAGAUCGCACAUUUUUUUAAAUUCCUUUUUUCUUCUUUUCUACUUACGAAGAUCUUGGUUUUUUUCUUACUGUUUGUGAGUAUCAAUGUAAAUAAUAUAAUAGCAUAUACUUGAAUUAUAUUCGCAUCGUGUUUUUGAGAAUACAACUGAUACGUAAACGA
Molecule: messenger RNA, 3218 nt
Organism: Vespula vulgaris
Lineage: Eukaryota; Metazoa; Arthropoda; Insecta; Hymenoptera; Vespidae
Exons: 2
Coding region: 356-895 (179 amino acids)
Source: RefSeq, a predicted model, not a curated record